AUGGACGAGAAUGGAUCUCUCUAUAUCACUGAUGGUGGAAAAAAUGAAGUGAGACGAUAUCGAAGAGGAGAAUCUCAAGGAACAGUGGUUGCAGGUGGCAAUGGAUAUGGAAAUCGUCUCGAUCAACUCUCUUACCCACGAUACGUAUUCGUCGAUCGAGAUCAUUCAGUGUACGUAUCUGAUGAGGGAAAUCAUCGUGUGAUGAAAUGGAUGGAAGGUGCAAAACAAGGCAUUGUCGUGGCUGGUGGUCAAGGACAAGGAAAUGAUCUUACACAAUUGUCAUAUCCUCUAGGAGUCGUUGUCGAUCAAUUGGGCACUGUCUAUGUGGCUGAUCGAGGGAAUAAUCGAAUCAUGCGUUGGCCUAAAGGAGCCACACAAGGAAGUGUCAUUGUUGGUGGAAACGGUAAAUGA
Messenger RNA from Rotaria sp. Silwood1, 411 nucleotides. NCBI's taxonomy places the organism in Eukaryota, Metazoa, Rotifera, Eurotatoria, Philodinida, Philodinidae. The record is from the annotation of a GenBank genome assembly.